GAUCAGUACGCUUGUUUCGCGUCCCCUUUCUAAAAGCCUGCCAACCUGUGGAGCAUUUCAGUGGAGAAGGGUGUUAAAGCACCGAGCGGUCGACAAGUCUCAGCUUAUUUGACAUUAUCUUCGUUUUAGGACUUCAGCUCGUCAAGGGCAGACAGGCAACAAGUGAGAAGAUGUCAAAAUCCUGUGCUUUGGUGAUGAUGACAAUCCUCUCACUGGUAUUUGCUGAAGAAAAUUCUGAAGAUGACCCAUUUACCUUUGACUACCACAGACUGCGUGUUGGAGGUCUGAUUUUAGCAGCUGUCCUUUGUCUCAUUGGCAUUACCAUCCUUCUCAGUGGCCACUGCAGGUGCAAAUUCAAGCAGGACAGAAGGAGGAGGGCAGGAAGCAACACUCAGGCAAUGCUUGCUGAGCAAGGUCAUGCCUGUGAUUGCUAGAGGUUGACAAGAAAACAAUGACUCCCAGGAGUCAGAUCUGAGGAAGCUGCAGCAUUUGAGACCCACGCAGUGGCUUUUUCAUUGUUACAGGAAAAAACAGGAAGUUAUAAGAUGUGGGCCUGUUGUGAUUUAUUUGUGCCUGACAACUGCUCUGCAGCCCGCUCUUCCAUAUACACUCACACACAUACAUGGACAUGAACACUCUUAUAGACACAUGUGAUGUUACUUUCAUUCACUUCAACUUUUUCCACAAACCUAGUACCAAAAAUGUUCCUUUAUGUAGGUUGUGUCAAAUGUAUCACAGUACUAUUUGUAGUUGUAUCUGUGUGUGUCAGAUAAAUGUUGAGCUAGACUGUAGACAUUAGUUACUGUAAGCAGCCUAACACAUUAUGCAUAUAUUCAUGCCCAAUACAGCAAAUAGAAGUAACCAUACAUGUUAAAAGUUGUUGUUGAAAGUUGUGUUAAUAAUGUAUGAUCAUCUUUUUAGCUUCAUUGAACAUUAUGGUGGAUGGCAGGGUUCAAAAACACGGAAUUUGUCAUGUUUCGGUUAUUAAAGAAUCAUUGAAAUC
Dunckerocampus dactyliophorus (ringed pipefish) is the source of this 1003-nucleotide messenger RNA. Its product is annotated as phospholemman-like. The record is from RefSeq and is a predicted model, not a curated record. Gene Ontology annotation, cellular component: membrane. Gene Ontology annotation, biological process: regulation of sodium ion transmembrane transporter activity. NCBI's taxonomy places the organism in Eukaryota, Metazoa, Chordata, Actinopteri, Syngnathiformes, Syngnathidae. Gene Ontology annotation, molecular function: sodium channel regulator activity. The coding region runs from base 171 to 434 and encodes 87 amino acids. The transcript is spliced from 8 exons.